Molecule: messenger RNA, 3896 nt
Organism: Bombyx mandarina (wild silkworm)
Lineage: Eukaryota; Metazoa; Arthropoda; Insecta; Lepidoptera; Bombycidae
Product: tetratricopeptide repeat protein 37
Source: RefSeq, a predicted model, not a curated record
GCCGAAAAUACAAUUUAAAUUAAAUAUUAUUAUAUAACAUUCGUAAAAAAUGGCUGAUAUUAAACAACUGUUGAAGGAGGCAAGGAAGCAUAUUGAUGAAAAAAAUUACAAAGAUGCUCAAGAGUGCUGUAAAAACCUCCUUAGAAAAGAUAAACAAAACUAUUUUGGGUUAGUGUUACUAGGUAAAUCCUUCCAAGAUUCUGACCAGGCGUGUUUAGCAUAUCAAAAAGCAAUUGCAUGUAAACCCAGUCACCCCUUAGCUUGGCUAGGAUUAGCCAGCUAUUAUGAAGCCCAUGACGAUCAAAUCAUGAAUGUUAAACUACUCCCCGUAUAUGUUGAAAUAUUAAAAUUACAAAUUGAAGAGGAGAAAGCUCUCGAAAUCAUUUCGAAAAUCGGAAAGUUAGGAGUUAGAUACAAAAAUGGUGAUGUUGUUGAAACUUUAAUAAAUUAUCUUAAAGAAGAACCACCAACGACUUUACGUAAAUCAGCUGAAGAGCAAUUGAUCUGUCUUAUUAAUGAAAAUAUACCUUGUGGAGAACCAAUUAUACCUGCUCUUUUGGAAAUCUUACCUAAACUAAUAACCACAUCAUCCGAUCAAAAUGAAUUAUUGCAAAGUAAAAUCAUACUGCAAAAAACUAAUUUUUCUUUAGCAGUGGAGGAAAUUAUUGAGAAAAGUUAUUUCAAAGAAAAUAUUGUUGUGAGAGAAUGGCUUUGCAAUCAAUUGUGUAAAAAAUAUGUAGAGAACAUGUGUUUUUUUGGUUUGGAUAUAGAGAAACAUAUAGAAACCAUUAUUUCUGGAGUUGUGAACUCCAAAUAUCCAGAUCUUUUGAAGAGUAUGAUUGCCUUUGAGAAAGGUUUUUAUUUAGAUGCAUACAAAUUUUCUGUUCCUCUCAUUAAUUACCAUGAACCAGAAUUUACUGAGGGAAUUUUUAUUAUAAAAUGUACUAUGAAGCUUCAAAAAUGGUCUGUAGCUCAAAAACUAGCAACAAAUUUUUUAACAAAAGUUAAGGAUUCUAGAUUUUGCUUAGAAUUGAAUAAAAAUUUAUUUUACUCUUUAGUAAAACAACAAAAAUGGCAAUCUGCACUAUUGGUUUCAAAAAAUAUACAAAAGAAUUCACACAGUAUUCAAGAUUCAUUCAAUGUUGAUGAGCUUGCAUCAGUGGUGGAGUGUUUGAUUGAAGUAGGUGAACCAUUUGAUGAUUUAUUGAAUGAAUUACAGUCUACAAAUUAUUAUGAAUCUUUGAAGGCAUUAUCUUUUUUAAAACAAGGUAAAUUUGAUGAUGUUGUAAAUUUACUUCAAAACAGCAAUCUAGAAAAUUCAAUUAAUGUUUUUUAUUUGGGUAAGGCAUAUUGGGAACUUAAAAAAUAUAAUGAAGCACUUUUAAAUCUGCUAAAAUCUGCAAGAUUGAAUUCUGAACAUUUUGAAACAUUUAUAUAUUUAGGACAUUUUUACUAUCACACCAAAAAUGACUUACUUAAGGCAAAAAAGUGUUAUGAAAAGGCUUAUAGCUUAAAUAAUCUUGAUGGCAACUUACUCAGAAGUUUAAGUGAUGUUUAUUUAAAACUAAAACUUACUGACAUGGAUUUUGAAAUGUUGACCACAAUUUCAAAAACUACAAAUGAAUCAUGGAUUCAUUUUAGGCUUGGAUUACAUUACUUAAAUAGAAAAGAAUGGGAAAAUGCUAUCAUAUAUUUUAGAAACGUUGUUAAGAUCAACCAGAAUGAUACAACAGCAUUUGAAUGUUUAGCAGAUGCAUAUUACUGCCGUGGUUCAUAUACCUCUGCAUUGAAAGCAUAUAAUAGGUUAUUGACACUAGAUCCAAAUAAAGCUAUCCAUUGUCUAACAAGGAGUGGAUAUAUAUUUUCACUUUUAACACAGCAUGAAGAAGCUAUUUGCACUUUUCAGAAAGUUCUUUCAAUGGAUCCCAAUUGUAUUUUAGCUGUGAAGGGAAUUGCAGAAACAUGGAUAAGAAUAUCUAAGAAGAAAAUAGCAGCAAAAGUUUUUGGUAGCGCUAGAGAUUGUGCCCAGAAAGCUGUUGAUUAUUUAACAGAUGUAUUAGAGAAACAAACAAAUAAACAAUUUACUUGUUUAUGGAAACUAUUAGGAGACACAUUGAUUAUGGUAACAAAAUUACCUAUGAAAUAUGCAUAUAUUUAUAUGAGUGAACUUUCAAAUGAAUCUGUUAAAGUUAAAAAGGAGCUCUUGGAUAUAUUUCCAGAAGCAAUUAAAUGUUAUUCAUAUAUUUCUAAACAAAAGCAACAAUUUGCUUCUUAUGAUUUGGCUACCACCUAUUUAGCUUAUUAUAACGUAACUAAGAAAGUUGUGAAUUGCCAUAUAGCUUUUAAUUUGACCAUGACAUGCAUUAAAGAAAAACCACAACACUGGCGUAGUUGGAAUUUACUGGGAAAAAUUGGUUUAUAUGUUAAGAAAUAUGAAAUUGCACAACAUUGUUUCAUAAAAGCUUUGUUAUCCACAAGAAAAUGGUCAGUGGCAAAGAUAUGGUGCAACCUUGGUACACUGUAUUUAAAAUUAAAACUUUAUAGAUUGGCCAAUUAUUGUUUUUGGCGUGGACAAUCUACUUUACCAUCAUAUCCCCAUAGUUGGAUAGGUCAAGGUUUGAUAGCAGAAGUCAUAAGGGAAGAGGAAGCAAUGGAUCUGUUCAGACAUGCAUCCCGCUUAGGUUACCAUUCUGAAAGUGCACUAGCAUAUGCAGAUUGGGUUUGUCGUGUGUUUAACAACAAAAAAUAUCAGGAAGACCCUGAAUAUAAAUAUGAGAUUCAAGGUCUUUAUGCAGUCACUUGUGCCAUGGAUCUGAUGCAGUGGUUUUGCGACUUUGAUUCAAAGAAUCCUUGUGCUUUAACAAUUCUAGGAAUCUUACAAGAACAAAGUUUACUUCUACGAAGUGCUCUAAAAUCAUAUGAGAAAGCUUUACAGUAUUGUGAAGGAGAUAAAAAGAACAUAGCACUUCUAAAUAUGGGAAGGAUUUUGACAAGAAUGGGAAAUUAUGAUGAUGCUAUCAAUGCCUAUAAAUCAAUUACAGAAGCUAGUCUAAAUUCUACAACUGGUUUAGCUUUAGCUUUAUUCAAGAAGGGAUUUUUUGAAGAGGCCUAUUCUGCAUAUGAGACUGCUUUACAAUGGCUCAGUGAAACCGAUGAAGAUAAGGCAGAUCUCCUUGUGGCUAUGGCUAGUUCUGUAUAUACACAGAAAGGAGUAAAUGACACAAAAACGCUACUCUUUCGGAGUAUACAAGCUUCCCAGAAAAAACCCACGGCUCACAGUUUGUUUGCAGUUUGCUCUUUAGGACUUUUACAUGCAGAUAAAAGUUUAUCCAAAUUAGCAAUAUGUGAAAUGCAGAAGUAUGAUAAGGAUGACGAAUUUGUUUUCGAUAUUGGUUUCCUAAAAUCGUACUUGCAUGUAUAUGACGAAAAUAUGAACCAAGCAACCAAAUUUCUGAGCGAUUCUCUGCAUGAUUUUCCAAGUAAUGCUCUAUUGUGGUUUUGCAUGGCACAGUAUUGUCUUAUGGAGACAAAUCUUAAGGCCAAAGUUUCUAGCCGAUGUGCGCAAAGGGCAUUGAGUUUAGCUCAAAAUAAUGAAAGCAAUAUUAAUCUUGCUAAAUUAAUAGCCACAGCAAGCGUAGCUGAAUUUAUAGCAGGAGAUCGUGUAAGAGCUUUUAUAUUAGCAAAACAAGGUUUACAUUUAUUUCCAUGUCAACCAGAAAUAUGGGCUGCAGUAUUACGUUCCCUUGUAUCCCAUAAAAUAUGGUUAGUUAAAAAACCAUGUAUUAUGAGAAUAACAGAUUUUAUGCGUAAAAAUUUAAAUAUAUCGCGUCGUCUUGCUAAGUGGAUCACUCUGGUAGAAAAAAAAUUAAGUAGGUAGGUAGUGUUUAAAAAAUAUU